Molecule: messenger RNA, 5069 nt
Organism: Oncorhynchus keta (chum salmon)
Lineage: Eukaryota; Metazoa; Chordata; Actinopteri; Salmoniformes; Salmonidae
Product: rod cGMP-specific 3',5'-cyclic phosphodiesterase subunit alpha-like
Exons: 22
Coding region: 80-2659 (859 amino acids)
Biological process (GO): signal transduction
Molecular function (GO): protein binding; 3',5'-cyclic-nucleotide phosphodiesterase activity
Source: RefSeq, a predicted model, not a curated record
UAACCAGCACAGUGAGCUGAGGAGAGACACUUCCAGCUCUUUGAGGAGCUAUAGCAUAUAGACACACAUCAGCUGAAAAAUGGCAGCCGUGGACAAAGACGUGGCUGAGAAGUUUCUGGACAGCAACCCUGACUUUGCCAAGCAGUACUAUGAUACCAAGUUCCGCCCGAAGGUCAUCUCGGACCUUUUCAAAGACAACAAGACUUCCCAGGUGAACACUAGCAGCUUCCACGAGCUGAGCACAGUGGAGGAGAGUGAGAUCAUAUUUGACAUGGUCAGAGACCUGCAGGACAACAUCCAGAUGGAGAGGGCUAUCUUCAACUUCAUGAAACAUCUCAGCUUCAUGAUACGGUCAGAGAAGAUGAGCCUGUUCAUGUACCGGAUGCGUAACGGCACGGCCGAGCUGGCCACGAGACUCUUCAACGUGCACAAGGACGCCACCUUGGAGGAGUGCCUGGUCCAGCCAGACAGUGAGAUAGUCUUUCCCAUGGACAUCGGCAUUGUGGGCCAUGUGGCCACCACCAAGAAGACUGUCAACAUCCCAGAUGUCUCAGAGAGCAGCCACUACAGUGACUUUGUGGACCAGAUCCAAGAAUACCAGACCAAGAGUGUCUUGGCUACCCCUAUCAUGAACGGCAAGGACAUGGUGGCUGUUAUGAUGGCUGUGAACAAGAUUGGAGCUCCACACUUCACUAAGCAGGAUGAGGAGACUCUGUUGAAGUAUCUCAACUUUGCCAACCUGAUCCUAAGAGUGUUCCAUUUGAGCUACCUUCACAACUGUGAGACCAGAAGAGGACAGGUCCUGCUCUGGUCUGCCAGCAAAGUGUUUGAGGAGAUGACAGAUAUUGAGAGACAGUUCCACAAGGCCCUCUAUACCAUCAGGGAGUUCCUUAACUGUGAACGUUACUCUGUUGGCCUCCUGGACAUGACCAAGACUAAGGAAUUCUAUGACCUUUGGCCUGUGCUAAUGGGAGAAGUGCCUCAAUACGAUGGACCCAAGACUCCUGAUGGCAGAGAAAUAAACUUCUACAAAGUGAUUGACUACAUUUUACAUGGAAAAGAGGAGAUCAAAGUUUUACCCAACCCUGCUCCGGACCACUGGGCUCUGGUCAGUGGCCUGCCCACCUACGUGGCUAAGGAGGGACUGAUCUGUAACAUUAUGAACGCGGCACAAGAUGACUUCUUCAGCUUCCAAAAAGGGCCCGUGGAUAGCUCCGGCUGGAUCAUUAAGAACGUCCUGUCCCUCCCCAUCGUGAAUAAGAAAGAGGAAAUUGUCGCAGUAGCCACCUUCUACAACAGGAAAGAUGGGAAACCCUUUGACGAGCAGGAUGAAACUCUGAUGGAGUCUCUCACCCAGUUCCUUGGCUGGUCUGUGCUCAACACAGACACCUAUGACAAGUGGAACAAGCUGGAGAACAGGAAGGACAUCUUCCAGGACAUGGUGCUGUACCACAUCAAGUGCAGGACGGAUGAGACCCAGAAUGUAUUGAAUACCAGGGAUAGGUAUGGAAAGGAACCACAUGAGUGUGAGGAGGUGGAACUGGAAGCAAUCCUGUCGGAAGUUCUACCACCCUCUUCCAAGUCGGAGCUCUUUGAGUUUCACUUCUGUGACUUUGAGCACAGUCAUCUGGACCUGGUCAAGUUAGGCAUUAAGAUGUACUAUGAGUUGGGAGUGGUGGACAAGUUCCACGUCCCCCGUGAGACCCUCACCAGGUUCUGUUACUCCCUCAGUAAGGGCUACAGGCAGAUCACCUACCACAACUGGAGUCAUGGCUUCAACGUGGGCCAGACCAUGUUCACUCUGCUCAUGACAGGUGACCUGAAGCGUUAUUACACAGAGCUAGAGACCAUGGCCAUGGUAACAGCUGGCUUAUGCCACGAUGUCGACCACAGAGGCACCAACAACCUCUACCAGAUGAAGUCUGGAAACCCUCUCGCAAAGCUCCACGGCUCCUCCAUCCUGGAGAGACACCAUCUGGAGACUGGGAAGACCCUGCUGAGAGACCCUGCCUUAAAUAUUUAUCAGAAUCUCAGUCGUGCUCAGCACGAGCAUGUCAUUCAUCUGAUGGACAUCGCCAUCAUCGCCACUGACCUCGCUCUCUACUUUAAGAAAAGAACCAUGUUCCAGAAGAUCGUGGACCAAUCGAAGACCUACGAGACCUGGGAUGAGUGGACCACGUACAUGACGCAGCAGACCACUCGCAAGGAGAUAGUCAUGGCUAUGAUGAUGACGGCCUGCGAUCUGUCUGCUAUUGCCAAACCAUGGGACAUCCAGAGCAAGGUAGCGCUGUCUGUGGCUGCAGAGUUCUGGGAGCAGGGUGACCUGGAGAGGACUGUACUGGAACAGCAGCCUAUUCCCAUGAUGGACAGGACUAAAUCAGCUGAUCUUCCCAAGAUGCAGUGUGGUUUCAUCGAUUUUGUCUGUGCUUUUGUGUACAAGGAGUUCUCCCGUUUCCAUGUGGAGAUCACUCCCAUGCUGGACCGGCUGCUGAACAACAGGAAGGAGUGGAAUGCUCUGAAGGAGAUACACGAAGCUAAGCUGGCUGCUCUGGAGGAGGCCAAGACAGUCAAGGAGGAGGCAGCUGUUACAGCCACCGCAGCCAAGCAGGCGAGUGCAGCUGAAGCAGCACCCCAGUCAAAGACCUGUGUUGUCAACUAGACUUGAGAGAUACCAGUCCUGGACCAAAGUGACUGUACCAAGACAGGAGUUUUACGUUCCUGUACCAGAUAUCGGUCUACUAGAGCUGUUUAGUAUUAGCCUAGCGUAGCCUUACAGUAUGCUGAACUUGAGCCGGUUAGCAUUAACUUAAUAUAGCCUUACAGUAUACUGAACAAGAGCCAGUUAGCAUUAGUUUAGCGUAGACUUACAGUAUACAUAACUAGUACCAAUUAGCAUUAGCUUAGCAUUACAGUAUACAUAACUAGAGCCGGAUAGCAUUAGCUUAGCAUAGCCUUACAGUAUACUGCACUGUGCUGUACAUUGACCUAUAUAUGGUACCAAGCCAGAGGAUCCACAGGAUGAAGCAGUUCAUGGACAAUUUCAAACACAGCCUAUUCCUGUGCAAUGAAUGUAAAUAUUUAGGUAUUUUACUGGAAUUUACCAUGUACUUACACACUCAUUAAUUUGGCAAUGUGAAAUUGACUUCCUUAGAAAUACGGAAUUCAGUUAGCAAAAAAAGGUUGAGUAUCAUUUCCAUAGGCUAAUCAUACACUGUAUUCUGAAAGUAUUCAGACCCCUUAACUUUUGCCACAUGUUGAUAUGUUACAGCCUUAUUCUAAAAUGUAUAAAAUUACAUGUUUUCCUCAUUAAUCUAUACACAAUAAUCUAUAAUGCAAAAACAGGCUUUUAGAAAUAAAAAACAGAGAUCCAGAGUUCCUCUGUGGAGAUGGGAGAACCUUCCAGAAGGAAAACCAUCUCUGCAGCACUCCACAAAUCAGGACUUUAUGGUAGAGUGGCCAGACAGAAGCCACUCCCCAGUAAAAGGCACAAGACAACACGCUUGGAGUUUGCCAAAAGGCACAUUAAGACUGUCAGACCACUAUAUUUGGGACAAGUCUCUGAAUGUCCUUGAGUGGCCCAGCCAGAGCCCGGACUUGAACCCAAUCAAACAUCUCUGGAGAGAGCUGAAAAUAGCGACACUUCCCAUCCAACCUGACAGAGCUUGAGAGGAUCUGCAGUGAAGAAUGGGAGAAACUCCCAAAAUACAGGUAUGCCAAGCUUGUAGCGUCAUACCAAAGAAGACACAAGGCUGUAAUCACUGCCAAAGGUGCCAAAAGGUGCCAAAAGUACUGAGUAAAGGGUCUGAAUACCUAUGUAAAUGUUAUAUUUCAGUUUUUAAAUUUAAUACAUUUGCAAAAAUGUUUAAAAAAAACAUUUUUUUCUUUGUCAUUAUGGGUUAUUGUAUGUAGAUUGAUGAGGGAAAAAAAAACAUUUUAUCCAUUUAAGAAUAAGGCUGUAACGUGACAAAAUGUGGGAAAAGUCAAGGGGUCUGAAUACUUUUUGAAUGCACUGUAUAUGUACAGUAGUAGACUAUCCUUGAAUUCAGCAGUGUAUCCCUAUAUUUAAAUUGAUAUAGAUGUGUAUCCUAUGCUACCCUAUCCUAUUGUUAUUAAUUAUGUAAAUAAACCGGUACUCUGCAUUGCUCCCUCACUGCAGAAUUAAGUCCACAGCAUCAGCAUCACCCUCAUGAGUAGUGAGUGUUACAGUGUGUGUACAAGGUGUGUGUGUUAACUAUCCCACUGGGGUCAUACAUAACAGUCUUACAAAACACAGAAAGAUGCCCGACCUAAUUGAGCACGGAGAAUGAGUACUGAUUGGCAGAUGGAAUCAGAGGGGGCGGGCUGUCCUUUACUGUUGCAAAGAGCCGUGCGUCACCACUACACAACACAGUAGGUGACAUAGGUAAUCACUGUGCUGAGCACUGUGCUGAGCACUGCACUGACCGGGCUGCCUCUCUGUUUAACCAAUAGGGGAGUGCUGCAGUCAGGGUUGGCCCUAUAGGGCUGUGGUGCUCAGUGAGGCUCCUACUGGCUCGUAGCCGCAUAGAGGCUGAGGCUGCAGGGGGAUGAGAGACAGCCAGUUCGAGAGCGUCACACUGACAUGAAUCACAGGCAGGCUGAAUGGAAAAUUGGCCAGUGGCUCCUUAAGAGACACCAUUAAUGGGGAAGUCCUAAUCAGUUAGUGCGUCCGUCCGCUAGGCUAGCUAGAUACGUCCCCUUAGCAAGGAUAACUGUGGCCACACACUGUACACUAAGCGACCCCCCCCCCCCCUCUCCCAAACCACUGCAUCAAAACAACAAACUAUAGAAUCAUACCAAAUAUGCUUGUGUCAGAUGUGAUGUUUCUCUUUGUAAAAAGCAGUGGGAAAAGGUUGAUAUUGCUUUGCUGUGUAAGCCUUUCAAUAGAGAAAUACCCCUUUCUUGCUUUCAUGUGUUGUCAUUACUGACUACUAUAGGUCAGAAUGUGCAGCCUGGUAUGGAGUCCUGCUACAAAGUCAGGCACUGCAUGUAUACGUUCUGAAUAUGCGCCACAGAAAGAAAGAUGAAGAUAUUAAACUAGUUGAACUACU